AUGAUCUUUGCUGUGAGAGAAAUAAACCAACGGCAAGAUCUUUUACCAAAUCUGUCUCUGGGCUACCACAUUAGGGACAGCGGUGAUGAUAUACCAGUGUCUGUGAAGAGGUCUCUUCUCCUGGUCAACGGACAGCCAGAAAAGGGCAGUGGACAGAGCUGUGAAGACAUACAAAAGCAGCCGAGUCCUGUGAUUGUAGGAGAUGCUGCAUCAGGAGUCUCCAUGACUGUUCUGAGAACUUUAGGCUCCUUCAAAAUACCCUUGGUGAGCUACUUUGCAUCCUGCUCUUGUCUCAGUAACAAGAGGGAGUUUCCAGCAUUCAUGCGCACAAUGCCAAGUGAUCUAUUUCAAAUCAAAGCUUUAGUUAAACUUGUUAAUUAUUUUCAAUGGACAUGGGUUGGACUGAUAGGUGUGAAUUCAGAUUAUGCUCACUUUGCUAUCCAGCUCUUUCUUAAAGAGUCAGAGCAAUUGAAUAUUUGUCCUGCUUAUGUUCACUUUUAUCCUGUUGUACUGAUGGAAGAUGCAGUGGAGGAACUUGUGAACAUUUUAAAAGCCUCUUCUGCCACAGUCAUAAUAAAUUUUUCUGGAGAAUCGGAAUUACAUAGUAUACUAAAAGAGUGCAGACGGCAAAAUGUCACACAUUUGCAGUGGAUCGCCAGUGAGGCUUGGGCCACAUCAAUAUCCCUCUGGGAGGAUUUUGGCGAUCUGCUAAAUGGAACAUUGGGUUUUGCAAUACGGAGAGCUGAUAUCCCGCAUCUUGGCAGUUAUCUCAAAGGAAUAAGACCUCAGACCUCCCAUUUUCUCUCAGAGUUUUGGGAAGAGACUUUUCGUUGUCGGCUAAAUGGGUCUUUAAACACUCAUGUACACGGAGAGCAGGCACAAAACUGGCCAGCCUGUAAUGGUAGUGAAAGUCUGGAUGAAGUGUACACCACUUAUUCAGAUGUGUCACAACUCAGAGUCUCCUACAACGUUUAUAAAGCUGUGUAUCUUAUAGCACAUGCACUGCAUGACAUGAGCACAUGUGUCCCAGGAAAGGGCCCAUUCCAGAAUGGGACAUGUGGGAGUCUGUAUCAAAUUCAGCCAUGGCAGCUCCUGUACUACAUGAAACACGCAAAUUUCACAACCUUAGGGGAAGAGGUCAGAUUUGAUGAGAAUGGUGAUCCUAUUGCAUCCUAUGACCUUAUGAACUGGCAAAGAGGAUCUGAUAGCUCCCUUCAACUUGUCAGGGUGGGAUUCUAUGAUGCCUCCCUCGAAGAUGACAAGGACCUGGUGAUAGAUGAGUCAGUAAUUAUGUGGCAUAGAGCAGAGAAGGUGUGUGCCAUUCCACGCAUCAACAGAUAUUGCCGGCUAAGUUUGUUUUUCCUUCAGCUCUAUUUUAUGAUUUUGACUGGACUAAAUAAAAUGGAGUACUGUAGCUUAAAAUGGAAAUGCAUUAUUGAUUUCAUUUUGCACUAAACAUUUUUAAACAAAAUAUGCUAAAUGUGUAAUCAUGUAGAGAAUAUUAUAAAUAA
Molecule: messenger RNA, 1511 nt
Organism: Danio aesculapii
Lineage: Eukaryota; Metazoa; Chordata; Actinopteri; Cypriniformes; Danionidae
Product: extracellular calcium-sensing receptor-like
Exons: 3
Coding region: 1-1455 (484 amino acids)
Biological process (GO): G protein-coupled receptor signaling pathway
Cellular component (GO): membrane
Molecular function (GO): G protein-coupled receptor activity
Source: RefSeq, a predicted model, not a curated record